AUGACAACAUUCUGGAAGAAUCGUCAAGAAGGAUUUCUAUCUGUUAUUCGACAUCUCUUGAAGAUAUUUCGAUGCAAAUUUUUAAUUGAUAAUGACUAUAAUAGUGAUUCAUAUUCAUGUUUUAAAACUAUUUCUGAUUUGUUGAAUCUACAAGUGGAAUUCAAGACGCUCACUAUUUACCUUAAAGGAUCACAGGAUGAACACUUGUGGUGGAACCAGAUAUCCAAUAAACUCGGACUGGUCGAGGAUCUUUCAAUCUUAUCCGUCGCUGAUCCUGAGAUAUCCAAUACAUUUGGACUGGUUGAGGACCUUGGAAUCUUAACUAGUGAUCUUGGUUUCAACCCAGAUUUCACUUCAUGGCCACAGGAGUUAAUUUAUAUCCCGAGUUCCGCUUGGUUCACUCUGGAACAUUUUUUGGCGUGCACUUCCACUAGAAUUAUACUUUUCCAGUCUCAUUUGGAAAACAUGGAUUUGGAUGCGAUACUCAAGACGUGGAAGGCUGGAAAGUUACCAAAUCUAAACUCUCUUUGGCUUGAUAGCCUGGGGAUAACAGAUACUGGAGCGACAAUUUUGGGAAUGAAUCUAUUGGAAUUAAACGGGACGGUUAUCCAAACAGAUGAUGGAUCAAAGAAGGCAAUAAUUAACUCUGGUAUCAGAAUUGUAAUGCAUGUGACUCCAUCUGAAUAA
Molecule: messenger RNA, 687 nt
Organism: Caenorhabditis remanei
Lineage: Eukaryota; Metazoa; Nematoda; Chromadorea; Rhabditida; Rhabditidae
Exons: 1
Coding region: 1-687 (228 amino acids)
Source: RefSeq, a predicted model, not a curated record